AUGGCAUCCAAAGCUCAUCCGUCGGCCAAGGCGCCGUCCAAGACCAUGCUCAACCUGGGCAACCUCCCGCCGAGGCAGAAGCAGGCAGAGAACAAGCCAGCGGCUUAUCUCGUACGCCCACUCGUGUCAACCCUACCCCCCUGGCCCGCAUACCGUGGCUACCACGAGUACUCGUUCGCUCAUGUAAGCCACGAUGGGCGUGCGCCUGCCAACUAUUUUGGCCAGGCGAUCAACGAUGUUUACCAGACGCUUAACCAGGAGUACGACGAGGGGCGUGUCCUCGACCUCCUCGACUGUGUCGAGCGCAUGCAGCAGCUCAUGGACGACCUCCACGGCAACGCCAAGCUGCGCCCCAUCGUCGACGACGGUGCCGGAGACGUGGCCCUGUGGAACAAGGAGAUUGCAAAGUUCUUCCGCGGCAAGGACUUUAUGAACGCUCCGUGGCUCUUUGCCGAGGCGUACAAGUACCGUCGUUCCGCGACAGAUCCAUCGUCGACGGAGAAGAACAAGCUCAUCUUCCUCGAACUCACUCAGAUCGACGGCGGCGAGCACCUCGCCGCCACUGAGAAGAACAUUCUCGGCAACGACUUGCACAAGCUCGCCGACUAUGUCCUGACCCUCAAGGGCGGCCGUGUCGACUUUGUGCUUGACAAUGCCGGUUUCGAGCUCUACUGCGACCUGGUCUACGCCGACUGGCUUAUCCAGGCCGGUAUCUGCUCGCAGAUUGUCUUCCACGGCAAGCGUAUUCCCUGGUUCGUCUCGGACGUCACCCGCAAGGACUGGGACUGGAUCCUCAACACGGCGUGUCUCCACGGCCACCUCUUUGAGGAUGCGCCCGAGGAGGACAUGCACCAGCUCCGCGCGAUGGGCCGCCGCUGGAAGCAGUACGAGAAGGAGGGCAAGUGGAAGUACGAGCAGCACCCGUUCUGGUGCACCGGCUUUUCGUUCUGGGACCUCAACAACGAGGCCCCGACCUGUUCCAGUACCUCUCCGAGUCGGACCUCGUCAUCUUCAAGGGCGACCUCAACCACCGCAAGCUCACUUAUGACUGCCACUUCCCAUCCAGUCGACGUUCCCCAACGCUAUUGGACCCAUGGCCUCGGACCCCGGUGCGCCGCCCGUGUGCUCGCUGCGCACCAUCAAGUCGGACGUGGUCGUCGGCAUCCCGAGGAGGUGGGCGCGCGUCUCGACGAGGAAGAGCCGGAUGGAAGAUUUCGGGCAAGUACGCCGUCGUCUUGCUCUCGGCCGGCAACAAGGGCAAGGACAGCGCCAUCGCCGCACAGGUUUAGGGUUAGGGGUGGGGGAGAGGACCGAGUCCCGCAGAGACCACACGAGUGUGCAGUCUCAUAG
Messenger RNA from Apiotrichum porosum, 1350 nucleotides. RefSeq lists its product as uncharacterized. Bases 1 to 1350 code for a protein of 449 amino acids. Lineage: Eukaryota; Fungi; Basidiomycota; Tremellomycetes; Trichosporonales; Trichosporonaceae. Gene Ontology annotation, cellular component: cytoplasm; nucleus. The record is from RefSeq and is a predicted model, not a curated record. Gene Ontology annotation, molecular function: phosphatase activity. Gene Ontology annotation, biological process: DNA damage response. The transcript has 8 exons.